ACAGCAAACUUCUCUCCUUUCCUUCCCCAAUAAAUAAUUAAAACCUCUCUCCCAAGCAUGACACUUGACUCCCCCUAUGCCCAAAAUUCAGUCCAUAAUUUUUAUCAAAAUAUUAAAAAGUCUAUUUGUAUGCUCUGCGGCGAUGCCUACGCCGGUUACUGUGGCCAGGCAAUGCUUAACUCCGGAGGCAGCCCACGCGCUGGACGAGGCCGUGGCGGUGGCGCGACGCAGAGGCCACGGCCAAACGACGUCGCUGCACGCCGUGUCCGCUCUCCUUUCACUAUCGUCCUCCACGCUGCGCGAGGCCUGCGCGCGCGCCCGAAACUCCGCCUACUCGCCGCGUCUCCAAUUCAAGGCUCUCGAGCUCUGCCUCAGCGUCUCACUAGACCGGGUCCCCUCGACCCAACUCGCCGACGACCCGCCCGUGUCGAACUCGCUCAUGGCCGCCGUCAAACGGUCGCAAGCCAACCAGAGAAGACAGCCCGAAAAUUACCAUCUCUACCACCAGCUCUCGCAGCAGUCCUCCAUCUCCGCCGUUAAAGUGGAGCUCCAGCAGCUGAUUCUCUCCAUUCUCGACGACCCGGUUGUCAGUCGGGUCUUCGCCGAGGCGGGUUUUCGAAGCUCCGAAAUUAAGCUCGCUAUUUUGCGCCCUUUUCCUCAGCUCCUCAGGUACUCGCGCUCCAGAGCUCACCAUCCUCUGUUUCUCUGCAACCUGACCGAGUAUCCGGACCAGGUUCGCCGGACCCGACCCUCCUUUCCCUUCUCGGGUUCUUUAACCGACGGGGACGAGAAUUCAAGGAGAAUAGGAGAGGUUCUCAUUAGAAACAGAGGAAGGAAUCCUCUGCUUGUUGGUGUAUACGCUUACGAUGCGCUUAAGAGCUUCGUGGAAGCUUUGGAGAAAAGAAAAGAUGGUGUUUUGCCUGUGGAGCUUUCUGGAUUGAGUGUAGUUUCCACUGAAAAAGAUUUCUCAAAGUUGAUAACAGAGGAUUGCGAUAAAGGGUCUGUAAAUUUGAAGUUUGGGGAGAUGGGUCAGUUGGUAGAGCAGAGUUUGGGACCUGGGCUUGUUGUGAACAUUGGAGACUUGAAGGCGUUUGUUGCAGACAAUGCUUUAGGUGACUCAGUGAGUUACGUGGUUGCUCAAUUGACCAGGUUGCUGGAGCUUCAUCGUGGGAAAGUAUGGUUGACUGGUGCCACAGCUAGCUAUGGAAGCUACCUGAAAUUUAUUGGUAGGUUCCCGUCCAUAGAAAAAGACUGGGACUUGCAGCUUCUGCCCAUCACCUCUCUCAGACCUCCCUUGUCCGAAUCGUAUCCCAGGUCCAGCUUGAUGGAGUCAUUUGUUCCAUUUGGUGGAUUCUUUUCAGCACCUUCUGACCUAAACCUCCCAAUAAGUAGUUCAUAUCAGUGCGUGGCCCGCAAUCAUCCGUGCAAUGAAAAAUGUGGGCAAGAAGCAUAUGCUGCUCCGAAGGGUGGUGUUGCUGCUUCAAUGGCAGGUCAGCAUCAAGCUAGCUUGCCUUCUUGGUUGCAGAUGGCUCCACUUGGCAUAAGCAAGGGAUUCGAUACGAAGACCAAAGAUGAUGGUGUGUUAUUGAGUGCCAAAGUUACAGAGCUACGAGACAAAUGGGGUGAUACAUGCCAACAUCUUCAUCACCCUCAUCCCCUGCCUGAAGCAAACUUGUUUCCAACUAUAGUGGGCUUUCAGUCUCCUGAAGACAAGGACAAUCAAGGCAACAACACGAACAUUUCUUCAAAUAAAACUGAGUGCAAGAAUACAAAUUCAUGCAUGCCCAUAGAUGUGCAAACAAAAUCAAGCGUUCCUCCCCAAGCUACUAAUGACAGUUUCUCAUCUGAAGUAUGGGAAAAACCUUCGAAAGAUGAAGAUCUUGAGUCGGGUGGCCUCAGGUCUCCUUCCCUGUCCAAUUCUAGUGUGGUUGACGGUAGCCGAACAUCUGCUACAUCUACCACUUCCGUGACCACAGAUUUAGGGUUAGGAAUAUGCUCUUCUCCUGCUAGUAAUACAGCCAAUAAACCUCCAAAUCAGAAUCAAGGAGUUAAACAGGACAUCUCAGGUUGCUUUUCCUCUAAUGUAGAUUUAGUCAAUGGGAAUCUCUAUUCUGUUCAAUCAUCAUCCUGCUCAAGUCUUGACAACCAUGGGCAGUUUGAUCCAAGUGAUGCCAAGGUGCUUUUUAGAGCUCUCUUUGAGAGGGUUGGCUGGCAAAUUGAAGCUAUAAGUGUUAUUAGCCAAAGAAUAGCUCAAAAUUUCGUUGGAGCAAGUCACAGAAGGGACAUAUGGUUCAAUUUUACAGGACCUGAUAGGUAUGGCAAAAAGAAAACUGCUGUUGCCCUUGCUGAGGUAUUAUAUGGAGGCCAGGAACAAUUGAUCUGUGUGGAUCUGGAUUCUCAGGACGGAAUGAUCCAUUCAGACACAAUCUUUGACUGUCAAGCAGUGAAUGGUUAUGAUGUGAAGUUUAGAGGUAAGACGGUUGUUGAUUAUGUUGCCGGAGAAUUGUGCAAGAAACCGUUGUCCGUUGUCUUCCUAGAAAAUGUUGACAAGGCGGAUGUGGUGACUCGAAAUAGUUUGUCCCAGGCUUUAUUGACUGGUAAGUUCUCAGACUCCCAUGGAAGACAAGUCAGCACCAGUAAUGCAAUAUUUGUUACAACUUCAAAAUUCUCAAAGGGAUGCAGUAUUCUCACUUCCACAAACGGACCCUCCAACUAUUCUGAGGAAAGAAUCUUGCAAGCGAAAGGGCGGUCGGUGCAGAUCACCAUUGAAUGUUCCUUUGAAGACAGCAUGGCCAUAAGCGAAAACUGGAGGGCAUCCUCCAAUACAACUAAAGAAGGCAUAUCCAACCAACAUCUUCUGAAUAAAAGGAAACUGAUUGGUGUCAAUGAGCCUCUAGAGCAGCAUGAAGUCUCAGAGAUGCCCAAACGUGCUAACAAGACAUCAACUAGGUAUCUGGAUCUCAACCUUCCUGCCGAAGAAACUGCAGCACAAGACACAGACGAUGGGAGCUCUGAAAACGACUGCCCAUCUGAAAACUCCAAUCCUUGGUUGCAAGAAUUCUUUGAGCGGGUGGAUGAUACAGUGGUAUUCAAACCGGUUGAUUUUGAUGCACUUGCUGAGAAAAUAUCGAAGGAGAUCAAGAACAGUUUCCACAAGUUUGUUGACACCGAGUGUUUGCUAGAAAUCGACUCAAAAGUCAUGGAACAACUACUUGCAGCAGUGUAUUUGACAGACAGGUAUAAGGUGGUGGAAACUUGGGUGGAGCAAGUACUGAGCAGGGGAUUUGCUGAAGUUCAGAAGAGAUAUAGCUCCAAUGCAAUUACUAUGCUAAAACUUAAAACUUGUGAGGGGCUUUGCUUGGAGCAGCCAGCACCAAAAACUUUCCUUCCCCCCAGCAUUAUACUAAAAUGAUUUCCAAGAAAAGUGUAUUCUUGUAAUUAUAUAAUAUAAGGUAGCAUGUAGCUUCUAGUAACCUUUGUUAGCCUCUUUCAUUUUCUGUUUUCUGUGUUUUAUUUAUUUCUGGGCCUGUCCUUGUUUAGCCUCUUAUCCCAUGGUUUUAAUGGGUUUUGCUUGUGCUUGUAUGAAACUUCUAUGUACCAAUUAAGCUGUUUUGCCUUAAAUGAUGUGUAAAACUCCAAAAGAAAGUUGGGAAGGAA
Messenger RNA from Prunus avium (sweet cherry), 3657 nucleotides. RefSeq names its product Double Clp-N motif-containing P-loop nucleoside triphosphate hydrolases superfamily protein. The record is from RefSeq and is a predicted model, not a curated record. Lineage: Eukaryota; Viridiplantae; Streptophyta; Magnoliopsida; Rosales; Rosaceae. Gene Ontology annotation, molecular function: ATP binding; ATP hydrolysis activity.